AUGCUCCUGAGGGAAUUCCUGAUCCUGCGCGUGGCCCCGCUUCACGCGCGUACGCACCCCUUAUGGAGGCUUGGGGGCGAAGAAGACAAGCUUCGCUUGAGCCCGGAAGCUUUGCCUGACGAAGAGCUGGCUGCGGCUCUCCGCCUCCUGGUCGGGGACGACCAGGAAUACCCGCCGAGUGCCUUCGUUCCCUUGUUCCGCUGCAAGGAUGGGGCACAGGUCGUGGCUGCCAGGCCAACCUUUGAUGGGCGCGGGCUGGUGCCGCCAGCGCCUCCUGCGGUCCCGGCUGCAACGGCGCCGGUGGAAGUGUCUUCUGACGACUCUCGCAAGGAGGAGGAAGAGGAGGAAGACGAGGAGCGCGACUCAGAGGCGACCCUCGAGGGGAUGGGGGAGAUCUCCCCCUUGUGCAAGGCUGACCUCGUCCACACCAUGCCUGACGACGACGAGGCCGAUGUCCUCCAGAGGGGGGAGCCGCCCGUGAUCCCGACGAGGGGAAGGCCGACGCCUGCGGCGAAGAAGAGGAAGGACGAGGCGGUGGUGCUGCUCGGGACCAACCUGCCUGCUCCGGCUGCGUCUCCCUCCAUGGAGAAGGGCAGCGUUGCUGCUCAUGUCUCUCCGGCUCGGUCGUCCUCACGAGGCCUGGGGGAGAAUCCUUGGGAGGAGUCAGCCCCCGUGGCCCCGCUGGCUCCGGAGGCACCGGUGUCCGGCUCGGCUGCUGAGCCAGGCCACGACGACCUCCGAGAAGGAGAAGCAGGCCGCCGCCCAAGUAGCGCUGCUCGCGAGGCGGCGCUGAAGGACGUCGAGCCUGCCCAGGAUCGCUGUCGGGCGCUGGAGGCCGAACUGAAGACCCUGCGCAACGAGCGCGCAGAAGAAGCCCGUAGCCGCAAGGCGGAGGAGGAGAAGAUGAAGGCCCGGGAAGAUGCCAUCAAGGGUCGCGACGCCGAGCUGGAGCAGUCGGCGAAGGUGCAGGACGCUGAGCGCGGCCGGCAGGAGGAGCUGGAGCAGAAGGUGAAGGCGGAGAAAGCCGAACUUGACGCCAAGGCGAAGGUUUUGGCCGAGGACUGCGCGGCCUCUGCGCUCCUCGAGGAGAGGUCUCGCGUGGCACUGAAGGCACUCUAUGAGAAGGGCUUGGAGAAGCCGUUGACCACCGACGAGAACGAGGAAGAGGCUCGCGUCCUUUCUUCGGCUGCGCUGACGCACGUCUUCAACCACCUCCAUCUUCGUGAUCCUGCCGCCCGCCUUGACGAGCUGCUGGAGCCUGUGGACGACGAGCACUGUGCAGCCGCUACAGCAGCCGUGAAGGGUCGGGUGGAGGCCCUGCUGAAUAAGUUUCGCGCCUUCGCUCCCGCGCCUUCAACUGGUGGUGCUACUAACCCUGCAGCCCCGGCCGGUGGUAGAGGUGAAGGCGACGCCACCAAGGAAGGAGCGCCUCUUGCGGGCGUCGGCAGUAUCCAGGGAUGA
Messenger RNA from Aegilops tauschii subsp. strangulata, 1461 nucleotides. Lineage: Eukaryota; Viridiplantae; Streptophyta; Magnoliopsida; Poales; Poaceae. The record is from RefSeq and is a predicted model, not a curated record.